AUGCUCCUGGUAUUGGGAAGCAGGCUUAACCAAAAUCUCUGGGAGCUGUCCUUGUAUUUUCUGUGUGAAGAGUCAUGUGUAAAUAUGUACUACAGGAAGUACCAAGUUCAGUCUGUCUCAAGGAGGGUACCUCAGAAAUCAGUGAUGUGAAGCAAGAUCCUUACUUUAAGAGAGAGAGCAGAAGGAGGAAGAGUGAUCGUAGAAGUUGAUGACAAAGUGGCAAAAGUCAGAAAUAUAAAGGUUGACAGUAGACUUGAUAGCAGUUGGGACUCGAGAGAAAAAACUGUGGCCUUCAGUUUUGACUACUGCUACUGGUCAGUUGAUCCUGAAGAUCCAAAGUAUGCAUCUCAGGAAAUGGUGUUCCAGGACCUUGGCACUUCUGUGUUGUCUGGUGCAUUUAGAGGAUACAACAUCUGCCUCUUGGCAUAUGGACAGACAGGUUCAGGAAAAACUUACACAAUGAUGGGUACACCUGCAUCCAUUGGGCUGACACCUCGUAUAUGUGAGGGCCUCUUUUCUAGGAAGGAUGAUUACUCAGACCAGAUGGCAUCAUGCAGGGUAAAGGUCAGUUUUCUUGAAAUCUAUAAUGAGCGUGUCCGAGACUUGUUAAAACAGUCAGACCGGAAGAAACCUUACACACUUCGAGUUCGAGAGCACCCUGAAACAGGACCAUAUGUCCAAGGUUUGACUCAGCAUUUAGUUACAGACUACAAGCAAGUUGUAAAACUUCUAGAAGAAGGAAUAGCUAAAAGAAUCACAGCAGCUACACAUAUUCACAAUGCCAGCAGCAGAUCCCAUGCUAUCUUCACCAUACACUACACUCAGGCUAUAUUAGAGAACAAUCUUCCGUCUGAAAUUGCAAGCAAGAUCAACUUAGUGGACCUUGCAGGCAGUGAAAGAGCUGAUCCCAGUUACUGUAAAGAUAGAAUUACCGAAGGUGCCAAUAUUAACAAGUCAUUAGUUACACUUGGAAUUGUCAUAUCCACUUUAGCACAAAAUUCUCAGAUGUUCAGCAGCUGCCAGAGCAUUAACACCCUCACAAGUGAAGGGGAGAGCAGCCAUGUGGACAGCCCUCCCUCCGGCGGCAGCAGCGGGACCAGGCGGCCGGCUUACAUCCCGUACCGUGACUCCAUCCUCACCUGGCUGCUGAAGGACAGUCUGGGGGGCAACUCCAAGACCAUCAUGAUUGCCACUAUCUCACCUGCCAGCUCCAGCUACAACGAGACCAUGAGUACCUUGAGAUAUGCUGCAAAUGCCAAAAAUAUUAUUAACAAGCCCAGAGUAAAUGAGGAUGCAAAUGUGAAACUGAUCAGAGAGCUGAGAGAAGAAAUUGAUAGGUUGAAAACUAUGCUGAUGAGCUUUGAAUUGAGAAAUUCCAGUCCCUCUUGGAGUGAUGACAGGGAUGGCAAUCUGACUGAGCUGGUCCUUCAGAAUGAAAUGAAGAUUGAGCAAUUGACCAAAGACUGGACAAGUAAGUGGACAGACAAGAAAGCCAUCAUGGAAGAAUACAGUGUGGACAUCAACAAAGAAAAAGCUGGAGUAACAAUAGAUUCUAAUUUACCUCAUCUAAUGGCCGUGGAUGAUGAUAUCCUCAGCACUGGAGUGGUGCUAUACCAUCUCAGGGAAGGAACAACCAAAAUUGGAAGAAGUGACUCAGACCAAGAUCAAGACAUUGUUUUGCAGGGGCAGUGGAUUGAAAGGAAUCACUGUUUGAUAGACAACCACUGCGGGAUUGUGACCCUGCGGCCGGUCCCAGGCGCGCGCUGCUCUGUCAACGGAUGUGAAGUGUCUGGGUCGUGUCGUCUGUCACAAGGGGCCCUUGUUGUCCUUGGCAAAUCUCAUAAGUUUAGAUUCAAUCACCCAGCAGAAGCUGCUAUCUUGAGACUAAGAAGAUCAAUUAAUGAAACCCCACCCACUAUGAGUUAUGGAGCUUUGGACUGGCUCAAUUUGGAUGGAAGUUGCAUCAAUUCUCCACAUUAUAUCCUUUCUUCUCUCUACAAUCAAAAAUGUAGAAACUGUGAAGAAAACAAAUGUUCUCUUGAACCAAGCAGAGAAAUAGAUGCUGUGCAUGAAGAGUACAAGCAGAAACUGAGAGACCAGGAAGCUUUCCACAGAAAACAAAUUCAACAACAGCAGCUCUAUGUUGAGGAUUUAAAGCAGCAGAUUCUGAGAGGACAGAUCAAAGCAGAGCGGGAACUGGAAAAUGACCAAGCACUCAUCAACCAGCAAAUCCAAGAAAACCAGCAGUGGCUUAUAAAUGAGAAUAAACGUCUGGCUGCUCUUCAGCAAGAGCAGAGGGAGUUUGCAGUGCAAACAGAGCCUACGCUGUGUGCAGAGGCUGAGGUGCAGAGCACCACUGGGCUGGAAACCUGCCUUUCCCUGCUACAGCAGAACAAGAAGAGACUGGUGCAGCUGGAGCUCUUGCAAAGGUACUCCUUAAAAAAGGCUGAAAGAAACAUAAGGCGGAAGAAGGUCAAGUUCCGUCUGGAAAGGAUAGUCAAGAAGCAGAAGCUGUUGGAAGCCAAGCAAAACCUGGAGCAGCUGGAAGCUAGCUGCUGGCUCAGUGAAGAGUGUGUGAAGCAAUCCCAAGCCCUAAGUGAUAAUAUUACUGUGCGGUCCUCUUUGGAUCGCCACUCGCAAGAGAGACGGAAAUUGUUGGGUUCGAGUUCCUUGCAGCACAGGCGUUUGUUCUGUGACUCGUACCUGCCCCAGGUACCCAGCUGUUUUUCGAAGAGAGAGUCUGUCUCCAAGUUAUCUACCUCACCAAAUAUUGAUCAAUACUGUAAAGGUAGUACAACAGAGAGGUUAUCACCUGUAGAAUACCUUUACAGAAGUGGUAAAGACAGUUCUGGGAGUGAUGACCCUAAUGAUGAAAAGGAGAUCUCCUUUUCAGUCCAGAGGCAGCUAACUGAAAAACAAAAAACAUCUUCAACUGAAAAUAAAAAAGGAGAAGAGAAAUACUCUAAUGAUUCAGCUAUCAUGGCUUAUAGCAUUAAAAAUCAUAAAAAAAUUGAAAAGUUGGAUGACAGCCCAGGGCAAGCUGGAUCUCAAAACCAGACCUCUAAAGGUUCCUCUCCUGGUCUUUUUAAGGAGAAAGGUGAGCCUAAAACCUUUAUUACAGGGAGAAGAAUGACAAAAUCAAAGGUGCUAGGAGAUUUAAGUCAGCCUGCCAGCAGCAAUGUAGCACAAACUAGAGCUCAGGUAUCCAAUAAAAAGAUUAGAAUGGAUAUCAAUGGAAAAGGCCACAGGCCUUCUCCAGAAAACUUUACUAAACAAAUGAAGAAAACAGUGUAUGGAAACCCACCAUCAGUGGAUCUAAACCAAACAGUCAAGAACUGGAGGAAAGAGGCCAACUCAGCCUUGCCAAGUCAUGAGAAAUCAUCAGCAGAAGAGAAAGAAUUUCUGAUGACAGCGACAUCAGUAGGAAAUCUCACGAAGAUGAACUCACAGACACCACUCUCUUAUGUUGAAAAAAGGUGGCACAGUGCUGAGAUGCUAAGUGCUGGAAUGCCCAAGACAGCCACAGAUAUGCUGGAGAACUGGCAAGAGGAUGAUGAAAAUGAGAUUUCUGAUACUGACAGUUCCUAUUCUGUAGAUUCGCUCUCCUGUGCUUAUGCAAAAGCUUUCCCAGAGAAACUGAAACGGGAAGAUUUUGACAGAAAUAAAUGUCUUGCCAACCCAGAAGAUUCUGAGAGUGAUGACAGUCAAAUGUCACAAGACUCUCUGAUAGAAAAGGAAAAUAAAGCCAAAAAGCAAAAUACAAGCCAAUUUCACAAGUUAAAGGCCCCUCAUGAGCCAGCUAAGCUUUACAAAAGCAGAACCGAGAACCAUAUUUCAUCUUUGGUGAAAUCAUAUGCAUCUCGUAGAAGACUGGGAAAGGCUGAAAGAAGCUUUUCUCUGGAUAGCUUAGCUGAUGGAGAAGAGAUGCCAGCAGAAGAUCUGGUUGAAGAAUCCAAAUCUGACUCAUCUGAUGAAAUGCCAGCAGAGAUUUUCUGGAAGUUACAAACUCCUAAAUCACCAUCUAUACAGACUGAGGAAGACCAUGAAUCCAAGACCUGCGGCAGACAUACAGAAGGGACAAAUUAUGAUCUGAAGCUGAGCAGUUCCUUUUAUUUGAACACCAAGCCACAGACUGCUUCCAGUGAUGCUUGCAAGCAGUUGCUGAAGGGAACAGAAAUCUCCUUUGUAGAACAAGAAAGGUCACCUGAAAAAAGACUGUAUUAUGCAAGUGGAAAUCCUUUGCUUACCAAUGGUGCCUGGUCUUCCUGUGACUCAAAGAUUGACAUCAGCAGCCCCAGAAUAACAGCAUCUUCUUCCCAUGAAAACUUGGAAUUUCAAGAUGCUCGUCCGUGCUCUUCAAGCAAACCAGAACUUUGGCUAAAGAAAGAUGAUUUAAAGCAGUCAGCUGCUGAGGUGUCUUUUGUUUCUGGCUCUAAGCAGAUUCACAGCAUUACUCACAGUCCACAUCAUGUAAUCCAAAUAAACCCAGUUUUCUCCUCUGGCACAUUGGAAGUACCUUUACCUGAAACAACAACUGCAAGCAGGACUUCUGAGAGCAGAUCAUUAAAUAAAAUUUUUAAGGGAUGGACAAACUCUAAUGAAAAUUCUUCCUUGGAAUCUCCAAAUGUAAAGUCCUCAUUUGCUAGCUCAGUAGGAUCAAGUUCCUCUUUUGUUCCUAUUUCAGCAGAGCAUGAUUAUUAUGAACAGUCAAGGUCACACCAUCCUGAACAAGAACCACUGGGUGAAUUCUCUACUUACAGGUCUGCUACCAAAUGUGCACAAACAUUCAACUGUAUGGAAAGCACCUCCAGUGCAGACUGCUUGUCACUGGUAUCUAAGAAAGAGAACUCUGUCACCACAACUCAUCCAGAGUUGCCAAAAGAUCACACUCUGAAAAAGCCACCUUUUAUCUCUGUGUUGCCUGUGCAAAUUGUGGAGCAAAGGAAUGGCUGUGUAGAUGCAGAUUUAGAAGAUGACUUAUUCCAAACUUUUUCAAAAGAUGAGUUUGACAAUGACUACAAUAAUUUGAUAAUAAAAUCAAGUGUGACAGAUUCAGGCAGUGGAAAUGCAUCUGUCAGCGAACCUGCUGCUGAGUGUUCUAUGGGACUUGCUCAUAAUAUGAUCUCAACACAGACAUCUGCAGUAAAACACAUCCAAUUUGGGAACUGUGGGCAGAUUUUUCCAGUACAAAAAAUACCAACAUGUUGUGAUGAAGGUUUCUUCCUCAGUGACUUAACAAACAAGAGCUGCCCUCUGGUGAGCAGUUACAAGCUUCAGAUGCUGGCUGGGCAAGGAGCAGAGUCAGCUGAUAGAGAAGAACCUGCCAGGUCUGGGGAGAGUAACCUGGAAACAAUGCAAGAAACAGAUCAUGAGCAAAUACCUGCAGAAGUAACAGCAGAGACAGAUUUUUCCUCACAAAAGACAACAUAUCAGUGUCACCCUCUAGUUGUUGCUGCCAGUGCAAGCUAUGACCAGUCUGCAACACCAAUAGAGAUGUCUCAGAAAGAGAGAAUCUGUAUGGAAAAAAGCACAGAUAGUUUGGCAGACAUUGUGCCAGAAGUGCCUUUGCUCAGAGAUCAUGAAGAAUACAUAUCAAAGGGUGAAGACCUGUCUUCACUAAAUCAUUAUGAAUUCAAACACAAACCUGAUUCAAAGGAUUAUUCCCCUGAAUGUGCUCUAGCAGACAGUCGGGCGAGUUGCUUAUCCCAGCAAAUUUCAGAAAAUUCUACAUUAUGUGCUGAUAACAUAAGAGAAGAAAACAGUGAAAGCAAAGAACACAAUGUAUUGAAUUCUCAGGCUGUAGUUCAGAAAGAAUUUUCAUCCAAAUAUGAAAACCUAGCCGUAAAUGAAGUAAGUUAUUUCUUACUGAAUGUAAAUGGGAAAAACACCAAGUCCUUUCCUGCUGCAAUUUGUGAGAAUACAAAUGAUUUUCUCCCAGAAUCUAAUUCAAGCCUAUUUUACAAAGUUUCAACAAAAGCUAAUUUUUUUCAAAGUGCAUGUGAGACCGAAAAUUAUGAUAAACUAUUGGAGCAUGUCACAAUAGUGAAAGGAGAUUGUGAUGCUACAUCUAAUCUUACUGUGGAAGUCAGUGUCACAAAAAGUUGUUCUGAUGUACAUUCUGGCUGCCUCUGCCCAACAUGCUCUUCAAAAUCAACAGGACAGAAAAACACUACACACAAGACAACUGACAUUUCUGCAGAAUUUGAUGCCUCUGUUCUCUUGGAAACAGAAACACAGAACAAAUCUUUACUUGAAUCUAGAGAAGAGGAAGAAGCAUUUUUUGAAAGUGAUUGCCCAGUGGACUUUCAUGCUGAAUAUGAUGCAAAUUCAGAGUUGGGAAGGGUAUCUGAAUGUAACACAAAUGCAUCAGCUGCCAUUUCUCAAGAGGAGAGUUCAUAUAGAAAUAAAGAAUCCAUGACUCCUUAUCAGAAUGCAGGGACAGCCACAGAUAAGGAAAUAACAAAAUCAAUCAAUAAUGCAAGCAACUUAGAAAAAAGUGCAUUGGAAAUUAAAUCCAGACACACUGAAAGUUUACCUGACAGAAUAGUAGCCAAAGUCCAAAGUAUAACUGAAGACAGUAAAAAGGAUUUUAAAGACAUUGGUCUAACUCAGAAUCCAAAGAAACCUACUGAUACCGCAGCUUGUGAAGUUCACUGUGAGUUCAAUACAAACCUGUGCCUAACACAUGAAGAACUGCACAAAGAUGAACUGCAGGAAGCUGGCACAGGAGCAGAACAUACUCAGGAACCAAAAGCACUUGUACAUUCUGGCAGCCAACUUGAAACAAGCAGCUUUUGCCAAAAAGAAAUAAGUGAGAAAAUAGAAAUAGGUAUUUAUUCAACAGAGCUUUCUGUUGCUCCCAAAACCACUUCUUCAGCUGUGUGUUCCCACACAACAGAUAUUAUUCAGAAUGCUUUGGGAUUCCUUGAUACUCGCAAAGGGCUUUUACAGAUGAAUGGAACAUCAGAGAAUGUAGCUGAAACAGUAUUAAUCCCGAGGAAGCAAGAAAAUAUUUCAGCAAAACUUGAAAAUGAAGGACAAAUAAAUUCUAACAAUAUAAUUGAGCAUUGUGUAUCAGACUGUUUGCCCCAGGAAGACAAGGUUAACAAAUGUGAAGUGACUGGGAGUGAAGAACAAAUUAUCAUGACAAACACUGAGGAGCUGAUUAUUAUGAAGCAAGAAGAUAUAUUCACAGAUGAAAAUGUUUAUUUCAAUGAACAGUCUCCAGCUCUGCAUCAAAUGUAUUGUGACAGAGGGGACAAAGAAGAAAUUUUAGAUCAAUUUAAGAUCCCUGAAAGGUACCUGAUGGCUUCUGAAGUAGAACCAAAUAUACUGUUAGAGGAUGAUUCAAGAUACCAUGACCCUACUGAAAUGAGUGAGGAUGGUGACUCAGUGGACACUGCUACAGCGAUAGGAAAUGUAGUUGAUGCAUGUGAAUAUUCAGUUGAAGAUACUGCUGAUAUUGACCAAUACAAAACUGAACAAAAAUUUACCAGUCUCGACAGACAUACGUGUAUGACUUGCUCUGUACAAUCUCCUGAGCAUUGCACUUCAGAAAACUUGAAUGUAGGUAUUGUUAGAAAAAGUUUUGACAUUUGUGAAUUGGAUCAAGUAGGCUCCAGAGCUGAGGAAGAGACGGCGCAAUUGAUGAAGCUAGUAGAAAUUACCAAAGCAGACAAACAAAAGCAGAUAUGUGUAGAAAGCACGGAGGAGAUAGAACUGAUCUUUUUACAAAACCUGGAUGAACUCUUCCCUGAAAACAAAGGCAGCUACCAAAUGACAGGUGAUGACAGCAGAUUAAAUGAAAUAUUAAGAGAAAGCCAGUGGGUGUCUACCAGCUUUUCUGGAAAUAAUGAAGACAUUAACAAGCAACAAAAUCCACCAGCAUCACAGAAAUGUACAGAAAAAACCCAAGAACUUCAAGACUCCCCAUGCCAGUCUGUAAAUCAGCCUUUAUUAUAUCUUGGAGGAAGUGAUGGUUCCCAUCUUGUUCAAGAUGUUCCCACUGCACUGAGAGGAUGUACAAAACCAUCUAACAGCAGUCUUGGAACUGGACCUGUUCUGCCUUACUACAAAACGUUAAUGGAGAGUGAGAUCGGUGUUGGUACAUCUGUUACAGCCAAGAAAAUGGGAGAAGACAAACAUCUUUCAGGUAAAAUAUCAAGUGAGAGUGUAGCUCUUCUGCAAACCAGGACCAUGCAGCAGAGGCAGGAGGAAGAAUCCUUUGUAUUUAAAAAUGGACCUGAUUAUGCCAUAUCUGCACAACCUGCCACUGAGAACUGCUCUUUCACUCCCUACAGUGCAGGUGGUCUUGAGUCUGGAGCUGUUGUACUUCAGCAAAGGGCCAAAGGAAGCUCAUUUUUCUUGGAAAAAUUAGAUUCUUCUGAAGAUAUAGUACAGGAUAUUAAUAAUGUUUAUGAAGAACACAGUAUGGAUUUAAUGGUUAAUGAAUUAUUAAAAGACUGUCUUAAUUCCAUAGAAGAUACAGCUCAAGAUGUAAAGGAUACCAUUGUGCCUGAUUCACUAGUGUUGGAUACUUCAAACCUGCUGUCUUCCUCAGAGAAAGAAGUGAUGGAAGAUACAGGGGUGGGAAAAACCCAUUCUUUACUAGAAAGCACUACCCAAAAAAUAUUUCAGAAUAUUAAUACGACUCAGAAAGUACCUCACUUGGGGGGUUCAUCACUGCAUGAUGAGAAGACAUUUUUAAGUUCAAGCUAUCCUACAGCAAACAGUGAAUAUGAAAAUGCCGAGUUUCCUGGUGUAGCUGGAUAUCAGCAUGAGCCCACAGAAAACCAGGAACAUGAAGCUUCUGAAGAGUGCUGUGUAGAGCAAUCAGGCAACGCUGCUCCUGAGAAGGCCCUCUCUCUUUCAGAAGGCCUGAAGAAAUCUCCGAAGGAAAAUCCACAUUAUAGUAAAGACUUUCUAAAUUAUAAUAGGAACUUGGGCACUUCUGAAUAUUCUCCUGGUCUUCUGAAUUGUCCAGCUUCAUCUGCAGAUAGUUUAAUUGUCAGCAGUGGAGACAAAGGUAAAAAUGAUACUGUUCUCUCUGAAGAAACAAAGUACUUUGAAAGUGAAUCAACAGAUUUGAGUGUAUCUGUAACUUUUCCUGGUGUUUCUCAAAAAGGAGACAAAAAGGAAAAUAAUUCUGCAGUUGCAGAGACCACAUAUGGUCAGAGUAAUAAACUCCCUGAAAAAGUUGUGGGAACAGAGCAAAAGGAGAAAUUUGUUCAAGGUUAUUUCCAGAAUUGUGGUGACAUAAAAGAAGAUAAAAUUCAUGAGUUCUCAGAACACUGCAGUAACACUAAUAGUGUGACUGUACCAGAAUCGGGUCUGCUCACUUUCCAGAGCCAAGGACAGACUGGCUGUAAUGAAUCAAAGUCCCUUCCAUCACACUCUGCAGAGGACACUUCACCUAAGACACCAUUUCAAAGCUCCAAGAACUUCAGUGCUUUUAGCACAUCUUUACUUGGGAACUCAAAAUCUCUAGUAUUUAGUCAGCUUGAGGACUCACUUCAGGACAGUUGUUUGACUGAGAAAGUGUCCUGCAAUUCUGCAGAUGUGUACUCUGUAAAAGAAGGAGAUUUUCUCCAAUCAUUAGCAAGAGUCAAUUACCCAGCCUUAACAGCAUUUUCAGAAUUUCCUUCAACUGCAGAUAUAGGCCAUGGUGAAACUAGCACAUGUGAUACUUCACAUUCAAAUAUAUUGAAACAGCCUCCGUUUGCUGUUUUGCAAAUACAAGACACUCAGUCUGAUAAAGCCGUGGUAUUUGAUGAGCCAAUAUAUGCUUCAGGAAGUAUUUUACUUUCUCUUGCAAAAGAAAACAGGCAUUUUCCAGUCUCAGACAUAGACUCUACUUCAUAUAAAAAUUCUGCUGUAGAUGGGGAACCUGCAUAUGGAAAUAAUAGUAAAAAACCUGACAGUGAUACAGAAAUUGAUCAGCAUCAUUGGAAUGAAGUUCCACCACAAGAAGCUUGCAACAAACACAUAGAGAAAAUAACAAAUGAUAGUUCUCUUUUACUACCAUCAUUACCAAAUUGGGAUGGUAAUUGCCCUAGAAGGGCAGUUCUUAUUAAAGAGGGACAAAUGAGAAAUACACUUAACAGAAGUAAGGAAGAACUGCAUGCAAAUAUUGAGGCUGAACAUUUUGCAGUAAAGACAGAACAGAGAAAAACGUUAAGUAGAGAACCUGCUGAAAAGCAAACUAAUCUAUCCUCAAAUUCUCCAAAUGAAUUAACAGGCUCAGAAGUUACAAUGUUGGAAAAUCUGUAUCCAAGAGAUGUUCAAGUGGAUCCUGAAUACACCUGCAAUUCAUUUGGUCAAGCAUGUCCCACAUACAGAAGCCCUGAUCCCAGGCAACCAUAUCACACUGUCUUGGGUUUUGAAAGAAACCCUGCAGAUCUGCAAGAUAACUGUCAGUAUGUGCCUGCAGGUGCACGGAUAGAACAGGGGCCAGAUAGAACAAAUACAGAUGGUGGAAAAGAGAUUUUACUUUGCAAAAAUAAUAUAUGUUCGAGCAUUGAUAGUGCUGAUGCCGAGGCAAACACUUGUUCAACAAUGGGAGACACUACAAUGAGGAAUAAUACCCUGAAAUCAGAAAGACUCAAUUUUUCUGUAAAAACUAAUGAAACAACCUCCAUAAAGUUUUUGCCAGAAAACCAUGAUUUAACUCUUCAAGAAUCCAAAUUGGUGCAAUUCAGGAGCAAAAAAUCAUAUUCUACCACACGGAGUACAAAGGGCUGUAAACAAAGUGAAAUGAGACCUUAUUUACGAAGUCACAGAGUAUCAGCUCCAGCUAUUGCUGUUUUCUCUGAUACAGAAUAUACUUUGGAAGCUUCAUCUAAGGCAGAUCCUUUGUUAUAUUCUGCAUCUAAAUCACUGCAAGAUUUGAAUAUGAGUGUAGAGCCUCCAUCACCAACUGAAGAUGAUCUUUGUGAAAUUGAAAGAUUUUCAAAGAAAGAAUUGAAAAACUUUCUACAAGUUAAAUCUAAACCCAGAUUUCAGCAAAAAAUUGCACAAACUAAGAAACUUGCAAACUGCAAUUCCAAAAACUUACAAAAUUUAGCAGCAAGAAGCCAAAGUAGCCAGUCUUUGAAAGACUGUACUAGUCAAUCUCCAUCAUCCUUACUGCCCACAGCUUGCAGUUCUGUGUGUGCAGAAGCAAAUGUCCAUUCAAAGAGCAAUUCUGUAGCUCAGUGUAGUGAAGGGGAAGGAGAAGAAACUGGAUACCAGCCAGAAACUGAUUCAUUUUUGCAAGAUAAUAAAGAUGCGAUGCAUUUUAGAUCAAGUGAUAUCAACCCAUACAUUCACCCAUGGCAACCAGAUGGAGCCUGCAAGAUUGGCUGGAAACAGUAUGCUUUUGGAAGUGCAAGUGAUGUCUCUUGCAAUCAAAUUCCUUUGAAUAGGGAAAAUCGUAAAGUUAUGAGAUGUUCCAGUGUAGACAAUGGAUUGAACUCUCAAAAUUCUCCUUUUCGUUCUCAUCUAAGUUCAUAUGCUACAGCAAAAGUUUUGUCAAGCACUUUGAGUAGCAUUGAAGGUCUUCAAGAAUGGGACAGUGUCAGACAAGAAUUUCAAUCAGCAUACUCGAGUGACAGUACCAAACAGUACAGCAACAUAUCCGGUGAAACAUUGGAGACUAACUCAGAAAACAACACUGCUGAACUUGAGAAUCCUUCCACACAACCUGGUAACUCUUCAAUACAGGUUGAUGAAAUUGUACUAUUGUAUCCUUCAGAGUCUGAAAAACCUUCCAAAAAACCACCAGGGAUUACAUGUGAGCAAGGAACACAAACAGCAACUACAGGAAGGUAUAAAAGGCAGAGAAGACAUCAGAGAAGCUAUACAGAUAUUUCUGCAAAAAAGGAGGAAACAAACAGAGAUUUAUUUCAUCAACCUUCUUCUUGGACAAGCAUGCAAAACCUGUCCAUGCAUCUUUCACAGCUUCUUCAGAACACUUCUGAGCUGCUGGGAAACCUUUCCCAACAGACUAUUAUAGACAGUGAGCAGAAUGCCAAAAUCAACCAAAAAAGAACUGAAGGUGCUGUAAAGGCUAUUAAGUCAGAUAGCUGUACCCAGACUACAGCAGAUGUAGGCACUCAGACUGAGAUUUUGGAAAAACCUCAAAGCAAACAUGAAGAAAAACUACUAGAGGCAAAAAUGGAAAAAGAAUUGAGGGCAGCUCAGGCAGUAAAUGUUGAUUGGAAAGAAAUUGGUGCAGAUACAGUGGGAGAGAUUGCCAAAAGGAAAGAGGAAACACCCACUCUUGAAGAAAGAACACAUGAACAAACAGGGAUGAAAAACUUGGGCAAUUCUGACUUCCAUGACAGUCUUGACAGCAUUUUGGAAGACUCCUUUAUGCAUCUGCCUUGUUUACCCAAAACUUCCACCCCUAUCUUACAUUUUCAAAAAACAUCACUAAAUGCACAGCAGAAUGUUGCUUUUGCUAGUACCAGAGUUUCACCUCUCACACCAUCUUUGCCAAGUUCAGGGCAAGAUGGUUCUUCAUGCACUGUAGUUAGCAGCCCUACUAAUAGUACCUCUCAAUCUCCAACGUUUUACACUCAGGAUAAAAGAAGUGUCAAUGAAACAGAGACUCCAGCUGAAAGAAAAUUUUGGUACAAAAAUACCCUACUGGUCGAUAGGGCCUCUUCCCCUAUUCUUACUCUUAGCGCUAGUCCCAGCAGCCAGACUGCUCUUGGCAAGUCUGUCUGCUCUACUAAGGAACCUCUUGGAUAUUCCAGUGUUGCUUCAAGUCCCCUUCACACCAAGAGAAAGCUGAGGGCAGGUCCACAGUUCAGCAUGCAACAUUAUGUGGACAAUUUUUCACAGACAGAAACAGACAGUGAAUCAAGCACCUCUAGAGAACACAAAAGCAUAAGAAAGAAAUCUGGCACUUUCUCAGAUAAGAAAGCAGCCAAAGAACUUUUAGGACAGGAUGGUUCAAAAGACUUGGAAAAACAGCAUAGAGUCAGGGUUGACACCCACACUACCAUUUGUGCGGAGCAGCUGUAUCACUCCAGCAGUAUGUUGGAGGUGUCAGGCCACAGUGAAGUUGUAACAGGUGAUGUCAGAGACCAGGGUUCAGUGGCACAUUCCCUUCAUUGUAUGUAUGUUACAAGGGGUGGAAGAGGUUCUUCAGGUGGAAUCAGGCACGAAAAGUACUCUGGGAAUUCUGAUACUGCUUUGAUUCAUAACUACUCUUCUCCAGAUGCUGACUUACUUUUUAAUCAAAAAAUUAGUGCCACUUGUUCAAGUAAGAUAAAUGCUGCCACAUCCUCAGAACCUCUGGUAGAAGCAUCUUCUGUACAAUUUCAUGAUUUCUUCUGGAAGAAUGAGGACAGCUGCCCUCCCCCCUUCUCUGAUGUGAGUGACGUGCAGACUUCCUUCCGAGAUGACAGUACAGAUUCUGUCACUGGAAGCGAGUGUGACACUGAAAUCCCUCUCAGCAAGAGCUCUACUUUUGCAAAGCCAUACAGGCCUCGGAGCUACAGUCUCCGUGACUUACCCAUACACAAUAAAUUCAGCAACUGGUGUGGUGUUAAGAGCAGCCCUCCUCCUUUGUUACUCGGCUUGAGCGGCAGCGUGGCCGACUUAAGAGGUCAGGCGGAAAAGAAGCCUAGAAGCACACGAUCAACAGAAGUGGAAGGGAAUCACCAGUCUUGUGACAGCAGGAGCAGAGAGAUCAAGAGACUUCAGAGAGAGCGUGCCCAGAUCAUGUCUAGCAUUCACCUGGAUCUGCAUCAGCAUCCCCUCACAGUGGAACUGACUGAAGCAAAGCUCAAUUAUGGCAUUGGGGAAACAGAUGCCCUGCUGAGGGUCCUUCAGAGAGGAGCUGCAGAUGAGCCAGGGGCAAUUCCAGUGAAGCAGCAACUUUAUGAAAGACACAUGAGAACUAUUGAAGCUCUGAGGAAGGAAAGAGUAAAAAGGCUACAAAGGUACCAAAGAAGCCGAAGCCUGAGCCCCCAAAAGCAUUUGAGUCUGUCCCAGACUCUGGAUACAAGUCAGAGGGAUCUAGACCUGCCCAGCAGACGCCGAGAAUAUCUGCAACAGCUGAGAAGAGAUGUGGUGGAAAACACCAGAGCUCAAGAACCAAAAAGGAGAAGUGUUCAGCACCCUUCAGACAUUGAACUGUUGCUCCGAGACUAUCAGAGGGCACGAGAGGAAACCAAAACUGAAAUUGCAAGAGCUAGGGACAAACUUAGGGAGAGAGCAGAGCAAGAAAAAAGGCGGAUACGGGAACAAAUAUUUUCUCAGUUACAGAAGGAAGAAGCAAGACUGAAGACUCUUGCAAGUACAAGCACUUUAUGUACAGACUCCAGCCUCAGCCUCUCCUCUGGCCCAACAUCUGGUUACAACAGCAGUAAUACUGCCACAUACACUGCAAGUAACUUCAGCAGCCAGGAAGGGCAGGUUUCUUCUGGAAAUACUUGGGUUUCAAGAGAUACACGAGGUCGCUCGGCUGUUAGAAAUAGUCAGCUUUAUACAUUAGAGCAAUUGCAUAAGGAUUCAACUUUUGAAGCCAGCAGAAUUCAGCCACCUCUUCCUUCAAGUGGCACCAGCUGUAGGUUCACUCAUGGAUUAACUAUUUCUGUCAACUCCUCUUCAACAAAAGGAUACCAAGAUUUAUCCAAACACAUCUUGGCUAAUGCUACCACUGAGGUAAUGGCAGCAUGUUCUCACAACCUGAGGAACCUCUACACAUGCCAAGCAGCAGCUGGGUGGAAAUAUCAGUGUACAGAAAAAGAGGUGCAGGUGUACUACAAAGUCUUCCCUUCAGCAACAAGGCAUGGAUUUCUGGGAGCAGGAGUGAUAGAAAGACCUCUUCCCUAUGUGUGGGGACUGGUGAGAGAUCCUGGCAAAAGGCACCUCUAUGACAGCUCUAUCAAUACAGCUCGAAUACACAAGAAGGUAACCAGCCACAUUCACCUGGUAUAUUUAGUGACUGAUACCUCCCUAUGUUACCUAAAGCAGCCCCGGGAUUUCUGCUGCAUUACUGUAGAAGCCAAAGAGGAGAACUUGUCUGUCCUGGCUAUUCAGUCUGUCUAUGAUGCAUCCAUGCCUCAGCCUUGUAAAGAAGCAGUGAGAGGGGAGAUUUUGCCAAGUGCUUGGAUACUGGAACCUGACAUAGUGAAUGGAAGAGAGAUCACCAGAGUUAUUUACAUGGCACAGGUGGACCUUGCUGCCCCGGCCAUCCCCGCCAGGCUCCUGAGCUCCAUGGCAAAGCAGCAGCCCCUGGUGAUUGCUCAGCUGGCUCACCUGCUCAAUGCUUAGUGCUGCAGCACCACCGGACACUGAAGAGCCCCUGACAGCUCAGAGGGUCACACAGGUGUUGGAAAGUGCCAUGGAAAAUACUGUCUCCUGAAGCAGCCACCAUCAAGCCUCACUUCAGGAGCCUGGCUGCUACUGCUGGACUAUAUGGAAGUGCAGUUGGAGAACAGGAUCAUUUGUUUUAGCCAACACUGCUCAUAAGAAACGCAGCAAGUUUAGUGGGGAACCUCUCCUCCUAGAAACAGCAGUGGAAAACUUCCAUGCACGAGAAGAAACGUAUUCUGCUCUAUAAAGAGCAGAGGAAGAGACCUUGCUUUACAAUAGCCAGAAUCAUAGAGCAUAUUACUUAGCUCCUGUUUCCAAGCAACUUCAGAGAUAACUUCUUUCUGUAAGUAAGUUUAGGCUGGAAGCAGUAUCUGUAUGGCUUGAGACCUUUCACAAGCUCUUGAGCACAGCUGCAAGGCCACUUUCUAAUGAUGAGAUAAGUACCAAAUGCAGAAUUCCUGACUGUGUAGAUAAAUCAUUUAUCUUAGCUGGCUGCCUGUUCCCUUCCCCUUGAAGAGGGAAGUCAAAGCAGUGCAAUAUUCACUAGUCAUCCUACACCCUGGAUAGAUUUUUUUCAUGUAUUUGCUGACUGCUUGCAGCCAGUGUAAGGUGUUUCAGAUUGCCACUACACUAUGCAGCAUCAGUGGACACCACCAUACCUCAGGACACAGUUUUACUGUACUGCAGAAUCAGGUGCUUUGAAAUAAAGAAACCAAACUGUUCUACACAGUGACACUAUCAUGGAUAGGUUAGUACUCAGUAAUCAGCUUGUUCCUAGAAUUUAAGUCCUGCAAGUAAGAGUAGCUCCAAUAUUUUUUCAUAAUGGCUUUUCCCAUCAGCCCUUCUACCGUUGCACCCAAAUGGAUUAGGAGCUGAAAAUAUAGCCUGGUCAUAGUCUUACCACAUUUCUUUGUUCAUAAAGUGACCAGCUGUCUCACUGCAGCAAAUGCAGACUCUUCCCAUUCAGUUACCUCAUGGGACUUCUGUAGCACUUAGUUCAACAAUCCUGCUGUCAGGCUUUACACAUUUGUUCAACACAAUCCCUAGCUGGUUCACAUAUUUCUAAAUUUAAACAAAAUUACAACCACCUCAAGUAUCCAAAUAACUUCAUUUAAUUCUUCAGCACAACAGUACAGAAUCACUUUAGAUAUAUCUAAGCAAUAAAAGCUGCUAUGUUAUGCUUUCAUUAGCUCAAAAAAAGCCCACAUUGUUCAAGAAGAUCUUGCACUUUGAAUUUGUCAAGUGGGAAAUGUGUACUUAAGCAUCCACUCUACUGCAGCCAGUGCCUGCUGCUUUAACACAGUUGCUUUCAAUACAAGGUCAGUUUUCCCAGCAUAUGGUGAAGUUAGCUGCACUUCCCAACUUUGAGUCAAGAGCCAAGAUCUACUUUUACUCUAUUUUUGCACAGGUGCAAUUUUGGGUCUCAGCUUCUAUGUUACUUCCUGUUACUAAUAUAGUGAGUUUUAAAUGAAAAGACAAUAGCUGUUUUAAAUUGAUAUGUAAGAAAAUAGCAGUUUUGAUACAUACCCAUCCAAGGCUUCCUCCUCUAACUAGAUCAGGGAGGGUAACAAAACCUUUCACUUACAAAUUUGCUUUGUUUCAUCUUUAGAUAGUCAUGGCUACAAUCUUAACACCAAUAUAUUAGUGUUCUUUUUUUUUUGGUGAGGUGCAGCCUUUUGCUAAAAGCCUGAGUCACAGCAUGGUUCACUUUGAGCAUCACAUGUCUUACACAGCCCCUCAAGGAAGAAUGGGUAACCUGUCCAUUUUCUGCAACUGAGCAAAAUGACAAAUUUCUAGAUUUGUAAAAUAUCAACGCCCUCUCCUCAGUGGAAACCCAGAAGGAAGAGCAGACAAGGCAGCACAGUAAAGCCCCAGGAAAAAUGAGCAGAACCAGCAGCACAGGAUAUUGGCUCUGUGCCCAGUGCUGCUUCUGUAGCUUUCCAGAGGAGGUAGGGGAGGUCCUUAUACAACCCACUACAGAUUUGCUCAGUGCUUUGCUUUUUUUCCCUUUUAUUUUGGACAUGGCACUAGUGAUAAAGCAGUUUUUGUAGGAAAAACAUCUUGGGGGACUCCUGUUGAUCAAUGAUGCCAGUGCCUAUGAAGGAUAGUGUCUUAUUGUACAGUGCAUCAGAUGUUUAUUUUUAUAUAUACUUAAUUUUUUUUUCUACGUUUACAAAUUAAGUUAUUUAUAUAUGCUUGGUUUGAAGUGUUUUUAUAUGCUAUAAAAGCUAAGUUUUAUUUUUAUCAGUAUUGAAUUAAUGUAACUUUUUUUUAAUACAGUCUUCAAAUGAUACUAAAAAGCCUA
This is a messenger RNA of Vidua chalybeata, 17614 nucleotides long. RefSeq names its product StAR related lipid transfer domain containing 9 (gene STARD9). Gene Ontology annotation, biological process: microtubule-based movement. NCBI's taxonomy places the organism in Eukaryota, Metazoa, Chordata, Aves, Passeriformes, Viduidae. The transcript is spliced from 35 exons. Gene Ontology annotation, molecular function: microtubule binding; microtubule motor activity; ATP binding. The record is from RefSeq and is a predicted model, not a curated record.